CGGCCUGAUCAAAUGAAAUGCAUAGGCAAAUCCUGGAGUGUUUGACCAUAUCAAAAGGUCAACUCCUUCAAGUGGCUACCUUUUGGCUAUAAAACAAAACACAAAGACCAUGAAUACAAGUCCCUCUAUAUAUCGGUUCUCUUACAAUACGACAAUCCAUAGCUUUCAAACUCAAAAACAAACCUCUCUCUCUCUCUCUCUCUCUGCAAAAAUAUGAAAAAUUCUCUAAUCAUUUCUUGUUUCCCAAUAAUCCGUAGGCGCCAAGCAAUUGUCACGAUAGUUUUCUUUGAGUGCGGAUCCACCAAAACCCUACGCGACUCCAAGAAACAUGUUGCUGGAGAAAUCAUGUUUGAGUUUCCUGAUCAAAUCGUGUGCCAUGCAGAUUCAUUCUUCAUCGGCCGUCCGGUUCCAGCUCUAGCCAUGGACGACUAUCUCAUCCCAGGUCAAACCUAUUUCGUCUUACCAAUCGAACGUUUCGCCUAUAGAAUCUUAACCACUUCGUGUAUCUCCAUCUUCAACUCUAGUCUCGAAAAUGCUCCCUCGACUAAACCACCGCCAUUGAAUUUCACCGCCCCGUCGAGUCCACCACCGUUCGAGUAUUCAAAGGGACUAAACGGGAAGAUUCUAAUAAAAGUUUCUCCUCAUUUUAUCAUGAGUCUUAUAUGCAAAAGGAGAAACAUCAGCGAAGACGAGGUAAUAAUAGAUUGUGCUGAAAGCAAGGACAUUUGUAAUUCUCCCGAGUUAAAGAAGCAUUAUGAUCAGCUUGUUGGAACGAGAGAACACGUAUGGUCGCCGAAGUUGCAGACGAUCUCUGAGCAUGAGAUUAGGGUUUCUCCACUAAGGUUCUUGGGGAUUGUUCGGAGGCAACAAGAAGUGAAUUGAUCAAGUCAUGAAACAUAUUAUUAUUUCUCUUUUGCAUAUGUUUAGUCAAAAUUGGAAAGAUUAAAAAAAAAGGAAAAAAAAAGUAUUAGAGUGGUUAGUUGGAUGUUUGGUUUGUAUUGUUUGGUUACAAGCUAGUCGUCAUGCAUGAACAAGUUGACAAUUUGCAUGUUUGUGUAGUAUUUCAAUAAAGUAUCUAAUCUGUUA
Brassica oleracea var. oleracea is the source of this 1086-nucleotide messenger RNA. RefSeq lists its product as uncharacterized. The record is from RefSeq and is a predicted model, not a curated record. Lineage: Eukaryota; Viridiplantae; Streptophyta; Magnoliopsida; Brassicales; Brassicaceae. The transcript has a single exon. The coding region runs from base 214 to 882 and encodes 222 amino acids.